Messenger RNA from Fraxinus pennsylvanica, 1050 nucleotides. Lineage: Eukaryota; Viridiplantae; Streptophyta; Magnoliopsida; Lamiales; Oleaceae. The record is from the annotation of a GenBank genome assembly.
AUGGCUGAUGAGCCUCAAGGUCAAGGACCGGAGUUUUGGUUGCCGUCCGAGUUCCUCACGGAUGAAGAUUCUGUCAUGGAGAAGGAUAAAUUCAACAAGAAAACUGAGUCAGUUUCCGAGUUCUGCUUCCCCACUGAAUUUCCCUACGAUUUUGGCGGCUAUGGAGUAGGCUCUCCCAAAACAGAGAGUGAUGAUGAAGACUUGCUCGCCGCGAUAACUCGAUCCUCUUUCUACCAUCAUCUCAACCCCACCACCAAGCCUCAAAAUCUUGAGAAGGUGGGUUUGAUUUCCGGUUCCCCACAGUCAACGCUGGCCCACGUGGGGAGCUGGUCGGAUCGUAGCAACGGUAGCCGUAAUACCCCAUUUCAGGUGCCGUCCCCUCCAACGACGCCGUUUGUGAUUGAGAGCAAGCCAUGGGACCUUAUUUACCAGCCCGCCGUUCAACUGCCAGAACACAAGCUAAGCGGAGGUGGCCUCGGUCAACUUCACUAUCCUGCACAAAAUCCAACCCGUUUCCAGCAAGUGAGAGUGGAGCGUUUGAUGAACCAACCGAAUAUAAGUUGUGGAAUGUGGUACAGCCAGCACCAAGUGGAUCAAAACAGGGGUGGGAGACUAGUAGGAGGAAUGGGUCAAGCUGCAUACCAGACCCGUCCUGCCCACCAAAAGUUUAGCGGUUCGGGUACUGGGGCGGUAUCUUUUGGUAGGCACGUCGGCGGAGAUAGGGCUGUGCCAGGCGGUGGCGGUGUGAAAAGGGGUUGUGCUGGUACAGGGGUCUUUUUGCCUCGGAGGUACGGGAGUAAUAAUGACAAGAACGCGUUCCCUUCUUAUUCACGCAAGAAGCUAGUUUGUUCAACUGCUUUACUUCCUGAUAGAGUUCUCCAUGCCCUCGACGUGAAAUUUGUUGACGUGAAUUCUCAGUCUUUGCCCGGGUUCAACAUGGGAUUCAUCCCGGAUUAUGACACCUUCAUGGCCCGAAGGAAUGAGUUUUUGGUACGACGGCAACUUGGUUUAAGUUCCUUGACACGAACUCCUGAGGAUUGGACCUUUUGA